GUAAUUUCUUCUUUUCCCUGCGACUCGAAUUUCAGCUGAAUUUGGGUUUUUACAACAAAUUCCACAUAUUUAUGAGAUUUUUACGUGUAAAUAGUAAAAACAAUUGAUUUUUAGGCUCUUUGUGAAGAUUUGAGUUGACGACAAGUGUUCUUACCGUCAUUACACAUCAUCGUCUUCCCUGGUAAUUUUCAGGCUUGGAUUUUUUUAUAUCGGUUAUAAGAACAUCGUGGAUCGGUUGCAUUGAGCGUGUAUUUGUGAUUGGACAAAUACAUUUCUUACCUGGUUAAAAAAAUCAUCCAAAAGGAUUCUGUUUGCGUUUUGUAAACGUCUACGUCUUAUCGUCAUUUCGUGGUUUAACAUUUCUACUCUUCCUCUACUUAUAGUAUUUGUAAAAGGUUAAAAAACUUUACGCUGUUGUCAUUGGCAUAGAGUUGAUUUUGAAAGUUUUAGAAGCUUAUGGCAACACGAGCAUUCAUAACUAUAAUUUUAUUGGUUUAGUGACUUACCUUUUGAUCCCUGAAGUUUAAUACUAGUUUCGUCUGGUCGUUAUUCCUUUUUGCAAGCAUGACAGCAAAAAAAAGAGAAGUUGACGAAGAAAAGCGUCGAAGAAUUUUAGAAAGAAACCGCAUUGCAGCUUCGAAAUUCCGACAGAAAAAGAAGGAAUGGAUCAAAGAAUUAGAGCAAACAGCGAAUGCUGCUUAUGAACAAUCGAAACGGCUACAAAUGAUGCUUUCUCAGCUACAACAAGAAGCUUUCCGAUUGAAAAGUCAAUUGCUCGCACAUCAGGGAUGUCCCUGUAGUGUAAAAAUCCGAUCAGUACUUACUGAUUUUCAAACAGCGCAUAACGCUUUGCAAGCCCAGCAUAUGGCUUAUCGCCCUAUGCAGCCUCCUCCAUCCGACAACCUUUUAGAUCCGGUUGUAUCUACAAGUCCUAAUCACACCCAUUCAUCGCUCCAUAGUAUGCCUCCACAGCCUUCCAACGGUCAAAUGCAACCUCCUUCGCAACCCACUAAUCCCAAUCAAUCAUCCAUGUUUCCCCCGUCUGGCUUACCUGGAUCAUUAGGUGGCUCCAUUUAAUGUAAAAUAAUCCAUGGGUUUCAAUUAUGGAACAUGAAUUCCUGGAAUGAUACCGCUCACCUUAUUCAACACUUGUUUAAGAGUUUGAUACGCUGGAGACCCUGCUAAGUAUCCCAAUCGUCGGGGGUCCUAUCCUAUAUAUGUAUUCCCCAAUUCAUUUGACAUGAUGAGUGUAAUCUCUAAAAAAAGGUUCUCCUCAGAGAAAACACAGGAUGCAUAGAUUGAUGGCUUAUGUGUGAUUAUCGGUUCUUUUUUUUUUUUGUAUAUUGGCAUAAAAGUUCCUUCUUUAU
Molecule: messenger RNA, 1367 nt
Organism: Schizosaccharomyces cryophilus OY26
Lineage: Eukaryota; Fungi; Ascomycota; Schizosaccharomycetes; Schizosaccharomycetales; Schizosaccharomycetaceae
Product: transcription factor Pcr1
Exons: 1
Coding region: 565-1077 (170 amino acids)
Biological process (GO): regulation of transcription by RNA polymerase II
Molecular function (GO): DNA-binding transcription factor activity, RNA polymerase II-specific; RNA polymerase II cis-regulatory region sequence-specific DNA binding
Source: RefSeq, a predicted model, not a curated record